Ornithorhynchus anatinus (platypus) is the source of this 5633-nucleotide messenger RNA. It is a transcript of the gene ATP6V0A2, whose product is annotated as ATPase H+ transporting V0 subunit a2. The record is from RefSeq and is a predicted model, not a curated record. Gene Ontology annotation, cellular component: plasma membrane; vacuolar proton-transporting V-type ATPase, V0 domain; vacuolar proton-transporting V-type ATPase complex. Gene Ontology annotation, biological process: proton transmembrane transport; vacuolar acidification. Gene Ontology annotation, molecular function: proton-transporting ATPase activity, rotational mechanism; ATPase binding. NCBI's taxonomy places the organism in Eukaryota, Metazoa, Chordata, Mammalia, Monotremata, Ornithorhynchidae.
CGUCCUGCUCCCUCCCCUCCUGGCCGUGGGGCCCGCCUGGCCUUGCCUUUGGGGCUCAGAGGGCUUUCUCCGAUGGGGAGCGCGUUCCGGAGCGAGCCGGUGGGACUGGCCCAGCUGUUGCAGGCCGGCACCGCCUACCACUGUCUCAGCGCCCUCGGAGAGAAGGGGCUGGUCAGUUCCGAGACUAAGCCCUUGUUGUUGUUUGUCUCCUGGGUUUCUGGAGUGGGGACCCCUGAAAUCCUGAGAUUCUGGAAAGCAGCGAUAGCAACACUCAAUCAAAAUGUAAGUGCAUUUCAGAGAAAAUUUGUUGGUGAAGUGAAGAGGUGUGAAGAACUAGAACGAAUAUUGGCAUAUUUAGUGCAAGAAAUUAAAAGAGCUGAUAUUCCCCUUCCUGAGGGAGACACGAGCCCUCCUGCCCCACCUCUUAAGCAAGUUUUAGAAAUGCAGGAACAGCUACAGAAACUGGAAGUCGAGAUGAGAGAAGUGACUAAGAACAAGGAAAAACUAAGGAAAAACCUGCUUGAACUAAUAGAAUACACCCACAUGCUGAGGGUGACCAAAACAUUUGUUAAACGAAAUGCUGAGUUUGAAGCAUCUUUACAAUCCAGUUAUGAAGAAUUUCCUUCUUUAGAAAAGGACUCCUUGGUGGACUAUAAUUGCAUGCAGAGACUAGGUGCCAAACUGGGAUUUGUAUCGGGCUUAGUUCAUCGAGCAAAGGUCGAAGCGUUUGAAAAAAUGUUGUGGAGGGUCUGCAAAGGUUACACUAUUGUCACCUAUGCAGAACUAGAUGAAUGCCUCGAAGAUCCUGAAACUGGAGAAGUCACGAAAUGGUAUGUGUUUUUAGUAUCCUUUUGGGGUGACCAGAUUGGCCAGAAGGUUAAGAAGAUAUGUGAUUGUUAUCAUUGUCAUGUGUACCCAUAUCCCAGUACCGCUGAGGAGCGAAAGGAAGUUAACGAGGGACUAAAUACACGUAUUCAAGAUCUUUACACUGUGUUGCACAAAACUGAAGAUUAUUUAAGACAAGUGUUGUGUAAAGCCGCAGAGUCCAUCUAUACUUGGGUUAUCCAAGUGAAGAAGAUGAAAGCCAUUUAUCAUAUGCUUAACAUGUGUAGUUUUGAUGUCACGAACAAAUGUCUCAUUGCGGAGGUGUGGUGUCCAGAGGCAGAUCUGCACAGUUUGAGGCGAGCGCUUGAGGAGGGAUCACGAGAGAGCGGAGCUACAAUUCCUUCAUUCAUGAAUACAAUCCCAACGACCGAAACGCCUCCAACUCUAAUCCGCACCAACAAAUUCACCGAAGGAUUUCAGAACAUUGUGGAUGCUUAUGGAAUCGCAAACUAUGGAGAAGUUAACCCAGCUCUCUACACCAUUAUCACAUUUCCUUUUUUAUUUGCGGUGAUGUUUGGAGACUUUGGACAUGGCCUUUUGAUGUUCAUUUUUGCUUUCCUGAUGGUGUUGUAUGAAAAUCAUCCUAGAUUGAAGCAAUCACAAGAUGAGAUCAUGAAGAUGUUUUUUGACGGACGUUAUGUCAUUUUGCUGAUGGGACUUUUCUCAGUAUAUACAGGCCUCAUUUACAAUGAUUGCUUUUCAAAAUCAGUAAACAUAUUUGGCUCAAAAUGGAAUGUUUCAGCAAUGUACGUACCUGCUAAGGCUGCAGAAGGAGUUAACCAAUCUGGUCUCUGGACUGAAAGUGAUGUGGCCUCUAACCAGUUUCUGCAGUUGAAUCCAGCCAUUUCUGGAGUGUUCAUGGGCCCUUACCCUUUUGGGGUAGAUCCGAUUUGGAAUUUGGCCACCAAUCGCCUCACUUUCCUAAACUCUUUCAAAAUGAAAAUGUCUGUGAUAUUGGGAGUCACUCACAUGGUUUUUGGAGUUGCUUUGGGAAUCUUUAACCACUUGCAUUUCAAGAAGAAGUACAAUAUUUAUUUGGUUUGCAUCCCUGAACUCCUCUUCAUGCUCUCUAUCUUUGGAUACCUUAUAUUUAUGAUUCUGUAUAAAUGGCUUGCCUAUUCAGCAGAAAACUCCAGGACUGCUCCAAGCGUUCUGAUUGAAUUCAUUAAUAUGUUCCUGUUUCCUUUGGGUGGAUCGAGUGAGCUUUAUCCAGGGCAGGGUCAUUUUCAGAGAUUUUUGCUUAUUAUCGCAGUGUUUUCGGUACCUGUGUUAUUCUUGGGAAAACCACUUUAUCUACUUUGGCUGCACAACGGAGGACAUUUCUUUGGAACAUUCAGACGUGGUUAUACAUUAGUAAGAAAAGACAGUGAGGAAGAAAUUUCUUUGUUGAGAGCUCAUAAUAUGGAAGAGGGAAACCUCCAAUUGGAGAGCGAUGGACCCAGAGAAAGAGAUGUAGAGGAGUUCAACUUUGGAGAAAUUUUUAUGACUCAAGCCAUUCAUUCCAUUGAAUACUGCUUAGGAUGCGUCUCCAACACCGCAUCCUAUCUCAGACUUUGGGCCCUAAGUCUGGCUCAUGCACAGUUAUCAGAAGUGCUGUGGGAAAUGAUCAUGCGAGUGGGACUCCGUGUGGACAGAACUUACGGGGUCGUGUUGCUGGUUCCUGUUUUAGCUUUCUUUGCCGUUCUAACAGUGUUCAUUCUUUUACUCAUGGAAGGGCUUUCUGCAUUUCUGCAUGCUAUACGGCUGCAUUGGGUGGAAUUUCAGAACAAGUUCUACGUUGGUACAGGCAACAAGUUUAUCCCUUUCUCUUUUAAGCUGAUUUCCUUACAUUUUAAUAAAGUUGACAUGGCCUAAUUGGCCGCUGACACCAUAAGCUUUUAGGGAUUUGGAGCGUUAUGUUGUUGAAUUCUCGCAUAGAAUCUGUGGUAAAAAAAACGUUUCUCUUCCCCCCACUGAUAGCAGCCAAAUAAUUCUAUGGCAUUAUCUCUCUCUCAAACUCAUUCACUAGCUACUGGGGAUAUUUUGUAUCCCAAAUUGCAAGUUUUGUUAAUUUCAUGGUGAGCAAAUGUAAAUAGAGUGUUUUGUGUUUAUUCUUAAAACAAAUGUUCUUCUUAAUUGUCAAUAAGAUUUAAGUUUCCAGUCCACAAAAUAUGUACAGAUUUGCUUCAUAUACUGCCUUAACUGACAUAAUUGAUCAGACCCUUACUUUUGGAGCAGUUAAAUUAAGAUGUAUUUUCCUUAAGUACUUAUAAUAGUGGAUGGCAGAAAUAUUACAUUUAUAAAAUGUGCUGGUUUUUGCCAGUUGCAAUGGCUGUAGUAUUAUAAUGAACAUAUAUUUUUUUACGAUGAUGGGAUAAAAGGAGUUAAAGUGCAAAAGAUUCCACUGUUGAAGUGUUUUGUUUAAUUUUUAAGGAUCUGACCCAGUUCUCUUUCCUAAAAUCUUAUAAAUAGUUGAACAGUGAGAAUAAACUAUAGGGUUGGGUUUCAGAGUGAAGCAGAAUCAGUUAAGAAAUUAUACACAUCAUUUUAUUGUGAUGACCAGUUUACCUGAAGUUGAACCAAAGGUUUUGAAACAGAAUGAAGGAAAUGGUAUAAAGAUUGAUUUUGUAUAUUUUUAUUAAUAAAGUUUAAAUUAAAAUAUUUUACCAAACUGAAUUUUUGUCAGGAGAACAGCAUAAUUCAUUUUACUCGUUCUCUUUAUUUGAUUAUUCUAAAUAAAGGUCAAAGUACCGUAUUUAGAGGUAAUAUUUUAAAUUGAUUUUUUUCAGAUAGCCAUUAAUUUAAAAUGAACUUUCAUAGUUAAGAUACUAAUUUAUGGUCUUCUGUAUAAUUUAGACCCAUUCAUCCCACUAAAAUUUAAUUUCCCCAACUGCUAAUUUCAAAUCUAUUUUGUAUUAAUGUGUUAUGUGAUUUUUCCAAUUUGUUUUUUCAAUUUGUUUUUUCAAUUGUUUCAGUGUUUUAGAUGGCUUUCAAAAUGAAACAAGUAUGGACUUAUUUCCAUGUGCUUAAAUUAAAUUUUAAAAAAUUUUCUUAGCAAAUUAUAUAUACUUUUGCAAUUCUUAACAUAAGCUGACACGUAAUAUUGUACUACUUUCAUCAGUUUUAGUUGCAUUACAAGAUGAGGCCAGGACUAUAAUUUAAGUCUUGAAGAGGUUAUUUUAAAAUAAGAUUUGAAAAGAGAUGUGAAUAUUGGAGAACUUAGUUUAUUGAAUAGGUCUGAGGAUCUCUUUUGAUGUGUUCCUGUUGAUAUAGAAAAGAAAGUUUUCUAAUAACGUGAAUCAUCUCUUGCUAUGCAGACAAAAAUGCUCAGUGCAGGAUAAUUAAAAAAAUUAUAAAUAAGGAAUUUAAGUUCUUGUUUUAGAUGUGGUAAUGCGUUGGUUCUCUUUUUUUUCCCCCUUAAAAAUCCAUUGCUGGAAAUUGCUACCAUCACUGUUGUGGAUACUUAGAAUCCUAAGUCUUGAAAAAAUGGCCACUGCACUUUACAGAGGGAUAAAACUUUUCAACUCUCCCAUGUGCCACUUUUUAAAUUACAAUGUACAUAAUAUUUCCUAAGGCAAGUUUAUUAGGAAGUGAAUACCUAGCCUAAUUAGGGAUGAACAGAUAAUUGAGGUUUGCAGAGUACACUUCUUCAGACAAUAACUCUGUGGUUCUGUAUUUUGUAAAAAUCGAGUCCUAGAAAGAAAGUUUUUUACUCGAGUACUUAUUCAUUUUCAAUGUCAUGUUUCAGAAGAGAGAUUCAUAUAAUGAAUGUCAAAAUGUGAUUAUUCAAGUGUCUCCCAUUCACCUUUUCUUCUGUGGCACCUUGCAAAACAGUGAAAUUUUCAAGGGUUUUUUCAGAGAAGUUAACCCGGCGGGUAAUGUUCAUUAUGAUUAACAAGGAAGUCAAGUUGACAAAACAACAGUGAGAUCUUUAGUACACCAUAAUGAGGGAUAACCUAUGCCUCGAUCAUGGUAAAGGUAGAACCUCUGACAGGGCAUAAUAGCAUAAGUAAAAUAAGAAUUUUAUUUCAUCUUAAUUUUUAUUAAGGUAUGACAGUACAUAGACUCCAGGAUUUUCCUAUAAAACAUGAAGCCUUUUAAAAAAAUAUGUUCAUCAGAAGGACAUUUGUAGCCAAAUCAAUUUUGAUUCCAAAGCCAUUAGGGUGGUCUUGCAGUUUGCAUUACAGAACUACUGAUUACUCCAAUUUCUAUUAUCCUACUUUAAGGAGAGAUUUUUAAAAAUGAAAUUUAAAGAGCUGUACCUUUCACAGGCACUCCUGUGAGACUGAGCCAUUAAAAGAAGUCAGAGUGUGGCCCAUAUUUAGUUCUGGGACUGUGUAAAAAUUGUCCUUCGACUCGAGGACAGUGCUGUUGGCGAGAGUGUAUCUGUGGGCAGCACACUGAUAAGCUCAUAUAGAUUUGCACACCGUCCAUAAACCUUUUCUGGCCCCUUGCCAUCUGGGAUGAGCAUUGCUCAAACACAAGGGCUACAAAGGGGCAGGGAUGGCCUAGAACUCAGCUGAUAGGUAUUAUAGUCGGGCCCUUCGAACCAAGUGCUUUGCAAGCUUAAACGAAAGUUUCUGAGAGAGAUUGAUUUCUGUCCACGAUGACUAAGUGGCACAGAAAACAAAAAGCUAUGUAAGAGAAGGACUGGCCGGAAAACAAGCCGAAUGCAAUUAGUGCAUGAGAAAACUGAAGACAUGCACCCUUCUGUGAGGAUUCAGAUGUUGAACAUAAAUUUAUUCAUAAAUAAAUAGUUUUUUACAAAA